AUGGCGCAGUGGACUGAAUGCAUGAACUUCGGGAUUGCCGUGGCCAGACAAGCCAGGGAGGUGAUACUGGAUGCCUUUAAGACCCAGAAGGCUGUGAUGCUAAAGAGCUCACCUGCUGAUUUGGUAACUGAGACAGAUCAAAGAGUGGAGAAAAUGAUCAUCUCUGCCAUCAGACAGAAGUAUCCCACACACAAGUUUAUAGGUGAGGAGUCUGUAGCAGCAGGAGAGAGGCUUGUCCUGACAGACAGCCCAACAUGGAUUAUUGACCCCAUUGAUGGCACUGUCAACUUUGUGCACAGAUUCCCAUUUGUGGCCAUCUCCAUUGCAUUUGCUGUAAACCAGCAGACUGAAUUUGGGAUCGUCUACAGCUGUGUGGAGGACAAGCUUUACAGUGCUCAGAGAGGCAAGGGGGCAUUCCUCAAUGGUGUGCCUCUGUAUGCCUCUGGACAGGAAGACAUCACUAAGUGUCUGGUGGUGACGGAGAUAGGAGCUGAGAGAGAUGACCUAGCCUUGACCACUAUGACUACUAACAUACUGAACCUUCUCAAGAUCCCCAUACGCGGUAUCCGUGCUGUAGGCACUGCUGCUGUGGACAUGUGUCUGGUAGCCACAGGUGGAGCAGAUGCAUAUUACCACAUUGGCAUGCACUGCUGGGACAUUGCUGCCUCUGCCCUUGUCGUGCGUGAGGCUGGUGGUGUGGUUAUUGACACAAAUGGUGGGGAGUUUGAUAUGAUGUCCAGGAAGGUAAUAGCAGCCAGCAGUUUGGCAGUGGCCAAGCGUAUGGCUCAGGUGAUCCAAGCCUUUCCGUGUGCUCGUGAUGAUGAAAACCCAACUAAAGCCGGCAAUGACGUGUACAACACUGCUAACGGGCACUGA
Chanos chanos (milkfish) is the source of this 876-nucleotide messenger RNA. Its product is annotated as inositol monophosphatase 1-like. Lineage: Eukaryota; Metazoa; Chordata; Actinopteri; Gonorynchiformes; Chanidae. Gene Ontology annotation, biological process: signal transduction; phosphatidylinositol phosphate biosynthetic process; inositol metabolic process. The transcript has 8 exons. The record is from RefSeq and is a predicted model, not a curated record. The coding region runs from base 1 to 876 and encodes 291 amino acids. Gene Ontology annotation, molecular function: inositol monophosphate 1-phosphatase activity.